Molecule: messenger RNA, 1044 nt
Organism: Penicillium chermesinum
Lineage: Eukaryota; Fungi; Ascomycota; Eurotiomycetes; Eurotiales; Aspergillaceae
Product: LysM peptidoglycan-binding domain-containing protein
Exons: 2
Coding region: 1-1044 (347 amino acids)
Source: RefSeq, a predicted model, not a curated record
AUGCAGCUGAACUGCGACGUGGAUAUCAAUAUCAUUCCUGCGAACAACUACACAGCAUUUGAAAACGUCAACAUCACCAUUGACUCUCCCGGCCCUAUCACUACGAUAUGUCCUCAGACUAUCACGAUCUCACAAAAUACGACAUUGACUUGUCAACAGAUGGCAAUUGCGUACGAGAUCCCUACUGCCGGAAUUCGAAAUCUCAACAAUGAUCUCGAUUGCAAUUGGGUGAAUGACCAAGAUGUCUGUGCGCCAAUGUCUUGUCCGAUUGCGGUUGUCUCUACCUCCAGCUCGUCUAUCAAUGUUGAUGAGUAUAUCCGCAACCAGGACAAUUUCACCAUGACUCAAUUUCUAACCUGGAAUCCGUAUAUUGGUUCAAGACAAAUUGCGAACGGUGAUGCUAUAUGUGUGGGUCCCCCAGGAGGUCUCUACAUCCCACCAUCUGCCACGGUCUCGACCAAUUCUACAUACACGUCCAUAGCUGUUGCUACUGUCAACGGCACAACCCCCACAACCUCUAAUACCACAGCAACCUUCGUCGGUGCACCCACCACUACUGUCACAGGGACGACAUCUGAGUGCUACGAAUGGCACAUUGUUGUCUCCGGUGACACGUGUCAGCUGAUUGAAGCAGAGUAUGGCAUCACUCUUGAAGAGUUUAUCGCGUUGAAUACCUAUGUCAAUAGCACAUGUGGUAACAUUUGGCCCGAUUACGCCUACUGUGUGUCGGGUAUUGCUACUGCCAAUAACAGCACUAGCACGGCAGCAAUUACAGCUACAUCUACUAGUCCUCCUAUCUCGGUGACAACUUCUGGCACACUUACCACAGCUACCGCCUCUGGGUCUAUCACAACCCCUACUCCGACUCAGACUGGCAUGGUUAGCGGGUGUACGACCUUCUACAAGGCUGUUAGCGGUGACGGCUGUUACGCGAUCGCCACAUCGUACGACAUCACGCUUGAUGAAUUCUACGAAUGGAAUGCAGCGGUCGGGAAUGACUGCAGCGGAUUAUGGCCAGACUAUUAUUACUGUGUGGGGAUAUAG